Messenger RNA from Aspergillus affinis, 2496 nucleotides. RefSeq lists its product as uncharacterized. The coding region runs from base 1 to 2496 and encodes 831 amino acids. The record is from RefSeq and is a predicted model, not a curated record. Gene Ontology annotation, cellular component: Mcs4 RR-MAPKKK complex. The transcript has 3 exons. Gene Ontology annotation, molecular function: phosphorelay response regulator activity; protein kinase activator activity. Gene Ontology annotation, biological process: osmosensory signaling via phosphorelay pathway. NCBI's taxonomy places the organism in Eukaryota, Fungi, Ascomycota, Eurotiomycetes, Eurotiales, Aspergillaceae.
AUGAUGGCUACCAGCAUGGCCCAGCAUCCGUCGUUUUGGGUGCGAAUCAAACAGCGACUGCGGCGAUCAACUUCGCUGCCACCGGCCAAACCCAACCUUCAUCCCGACCCCAACAACAGUCAGAAUCACAACGCCCUCCACCACACCUACUCAACGGCCUCGCAUCCUCUUUCGUCCGCCGCCGUUUCCGCGACCUCCGUUCCCCUGGUCUCUCGCAAAAACCCCUCCCAUCGCGUCGUGCCUUCGUCGUCUCCACAGCACAGCCGGUUUUCUUCGGUUGAUGACGGGUCGGCCACGAAAACUCCUCAGCUGAAGGAAGAGAAAACACCUCCAGCGUCCCCGAUAGGAGAUCCGCCCCGAGCGCAGUCGCGGCCCAAUUCCCCGGACGCUGCAGCAUCUACGCACGAGGAGCCGCGGGACACGAACGUUGUCGCAACUGAAUCCGAUCGCCGCCCUUCCGAGCUGGUCGAUUCCCCACCGCCGUCCUCUGGGUCAACCGAGCUGCCAACUUCGCUCGCCGUAGUCCCUCCGCCGACGUCAAGUCUUCUCAAACCUACACCCUACGAGCCUACCUCUCCUCGAGGACGGGAGCAGCCCGCGCCCACGGUCGGUGAACCCCUAUUCACGAACCCCUUGUCGGAGAACCCUUCUGCUCCGAUCCAGCUUCAACCCCUCCCCUCGCCUUCCGUCUCGUUUUCCAAGCGUCCCAGUCUCGGAAUACGCCGUCAAUCGCUGCUGGCCGCUUCCAAUCAACAGUGGAUCAGUUCGUUGCUCGAACCCGGCGCGUCGUCCGAGUCCGGUCCCUCAACGAGUAGUCAACGCGUUGCUGCUGCCGCCGCCACUAUGAUUCCUCGCAAGAUUUGGGUCAAACGACCGGGGGGCUCGGCCACCUUGGUGCCCACCACGGUAGAUGCCCUGGUGGACGAGGUCCGCGACCAAGUGAUCAUGAAAUAUGCCAACUCCCUAGGGAAGACUUUCGACGCGCCCGAUAUUACCAUCCGCAUCGUGCCUCGCGAGGGCGCUAAUAAGCAGGCCACCCCCGAUCGCAUACUGAGUCCCGAAGAAUCGCUGGUAACGGUGGUGGAUGCUUAUUUCCCUGGCGGACAAACGGUUGAGGAGGCCUUGGUCAUCGAUAUGCCGCAGCGUCGGACGCCGAAACCGUCGCCUCGUCACAAUAUAUACUAUCACCAUUCCGAACCGGGCGAGCAUGGCGAAUACUUCCCCCUCAUGCCCGUCAACGCGAGCGUUCCGACCCCUCCCACCCAUCCCAACAACUCCACCACCAGCGUGAACGCUCACCAAGCGCCGGCUAUAUCCAUUAUCAACACCGGAAAGCCCCCUCUGCUGCCGUCGCCGGGCAGCCGGGGCAGCCGCCAUCCACGUCGGCCGCCGCUUACUCGGCAUACCACGAACUCACCCACGAUGCUGGGCUCGGCAUCGGGUGUCAAAGAGUCCGCAGCUACGCCGUCCUCUCAGCCGGCACCCCCAGUGCCUACCCCACCUGGUCCUCCCCCUCCCGAAUCACCUCAGAAUAAGGUUCUCACGCCACCCGCGCGGGUGGCUUCACCACGGCCUCGUCCAUCGUCGAAGCCGAAGAAGAGCAACUCGCAGUCGUUGAGUGCGGCAUUUGGCGGCCUCAUCGAGGGCACGGUGCCGCCUAUCAACGUGCUCAUCGUUGAGGAUAAUGUGAUCAACCAGAGGCUGCUGGAGGCCUUUAUGAAGCGUCUUUCCGUGCGCUGGAAAUGCGCCGCAAACGGUCAGGAAGCUGUACAGAAGUGGCAGCAAGGCGGGUUUCAUCUUGUUCUGAUGGAUAUCCAGUUGCCCGUCAUGAACGGAUUGGACGCGACGAAGGAGAUUCGACGACUGGAGCGGUUGAAUGGCAUUGGUGUUUUCCCCAAAACGGCGUCGGGGCGGUCGAGUGCCGCCAGCGCCAAUGCGACUUCACCGGCGGAGCGAGACCCCAGUAUGGCAGAUCCCUUGAAGGAGGAAGAUGCGCUGCAAGAUCUGUCGCUUUUCAAGAGUCCCGUCAUUAUUGUCGCUCUGACGGCAAGCAGCUUGCAAAGUGAUCGUCAUGAGGCGCUGGCCGCCGGCUGCAAUGACUUCUUGACCAAGCCCGUCCGCUUUGAAUGGUUGGAGCAAAAAGUCACCGAAUGGGGCUGCAUGCAAGCCCUGAUCGAUUUCGAAGGUUGGCGCAAAUGGCGAGGGUUCGUCGACGAUACGCAAGCGCCAUCGCCUGUGUCUGAUGGGCCUCGAAGUCCCAUGCAGAUCGGAACGGAGGGCGGAUCAAAAAAGCCCUCGGCCGCGAUGCCUCAGACUCCAUCCCCUGCACCUGGCAGCGCUAAACCAAACGGUACCAGCGAGGCUAAGCCGACAUCAACCGAUACAGAACGAGACGAUUCUUCGGGGAUUGGCAGUUCAGAGAUCCCGGAUUCCCCUGCCAGUCCACCCGCGUCCGCAGGGCCAGUCGAUGAGCCGACUGACAGUCCGGACGUAUGA